Molecule: messenger RNA, 2055 nt
Organism: Manis javanica (Malayan pangolin)
Lineage: Eukaryota; Metazoa; Chordata; Mammalia; Pholidota; Manidae
Gene: FASTK
Product: Fas activated serine/threonine kinase
Biological process (GO): regulation of mitochondrial mRNA stability; mitochondrial RNA processing
Cellular component (GO): ribonucleoprotein granule; mitochondrial matrix
Molecular function (GO): RNA binding
Source: RefSeq, a predicted model, not a curated record
CCGCGAUUCACGUUUGGGCCGUGUUUUGGGGGCUGCUGGGAAGAUGGCGGACCCGGCGGCCCGCCGAUGAGGAGGCCGCGGGGGGAACCCGGCUUCCGGGCCCCGAGACCGACUGAGGGAGCGACCUGCGCGGGGCCUGGGGAGUCAUGUAGGGGUGGCGCCUUUGGGGUGUGCCGCGGGAGGGUGGCGGAAGUUGGUGUUGGCGACCGUGACCACGGUCUCCCGGGCCCCCAGGCCGGGUGGGUGUGGGGACCCUGACACAGCCGACUCGCGCGGUUGCGAAGCUGCGCACUCGGGCUACGCGGGUGCCCUGCCAAGUGGGUGCAGAGUUCUCCUUUCACGGGUGAGGAGGCUUGGGCAGAGAGACGAAGCCACUCGGCCAAGGUCACGCAGUUGGGUCUCCGUCACCCAACUCCAUGCUUCGAGUCCUGCUCUCUACCCAGGCCUCCACUGCACGGCUGUCUGGCCUGCUGCUGCUCCCGUCAGUACAGCCCUGCUGUCUGGGGCCCAGCAAGUGGGGGGAUCCGCCUCCUGGAAGAGGGCCCCAUGCAGGCCCUGUGCAGGGGCUGCAGCGGCUUCUGGAACAGGCAAGGAGCCCUGGGGAGCUGCUACGCUGGCUGGGCCAGAACCCGACCAAGGUGCGUGCCCAUCACUACCCGGUGGCACUUCAUCGUCUGGGCCAGCUCUUGAGGUCUCAGCCACAGCCCCCUCCUGUGGAGCAGGCCACUCUGAAGGACUUGAGUCAGCUCAUCAUCCGAAACUGCCCCUCCUUUGACAUUCACACCAUCCACGUGUGUCUGCACCUUGCAGUCUUACUUGGCUUCCCAACAGAUGGGCCCCUGGUGUGUGCCCUGGAGCAGGAGCGAAGGCUCCGCCUCCCUCCGAAGCCACCUCCCCCUCCGCAUCCUGUCCUUGGUGGACAAAGAUUGGAGGCUGCUUUGAGCUGCCCCCGUUUCCUGCGGCAUCCACGGCAGCACCUCAUCCACAGCCUGGCAGAGGCCAGGCCAGAGGAACUGACACCCCAUGUGAUGGUGCUCCUGGCCCAGCACCUGGCCCGUCACCGGUUGCGGGAGCCCCAGCUUCUGGAAGCCAUUGCCCACUUCCUGGUGGUCCAGGAAGUCCAGCUCAGCAGCAAGGUGGUACAGAAGUUAGUCCUGCCCUUUGGGCGGCUGAACUACUUGCCACUGGAGCAGCAGUUUAUGCCCUGCCUUGAGAGGAUCCUGGCUCGGGAAGCAGGGGUGGCCCCCCUGGCCACUGUCAACAUCUUGAUGUCACUGUGCCAGCUGCAGUGCCUGCCCUCCCGUGCCCUGCACUUUGUCUUCUCCCCAGGCUUCAUCAACCACAUCAGUGGCACCCCUCAUGCCCUGAUUGUGCGGCGCUACCUCUCCCUGCUAGACAUGGCUGUGGAGCUGGAGCUCCCAGGAUACCGGGGUCCUCGCCUUCCCCGAAGGCAGCAAGUGCCCAUCUUCCCCCAGCCACUCAUCACCGACCGUGCCCGCCGCAAGUACAGUCACAAGGAUAUAGUAGCUGAGGGGCUGCGCCAGCUGCUGGGGGAGGAGAAGUACCGCCAGGACCUGACCGUGCCUCCGGGCUACUGCACAGACUUCCUGCUGUGUGUCAGCAGUGCUGGUGCUGUGCUUCCCGUGAACACCCAGGACCCUUUCCUACCGUACCCUCCCCGGUUCUGUCGCCAGGGCCAGGCUGCCUCUCAGCCUACUACCCGUGACCCUGCCCAAAGGGUGGUGCUGAUGCUGCGGGAACGCUGGCAUUUCUGCCGGGAUGGCCGAGUGCUGCUGGGCUCCCGGGCCUUGCGGGAGCGGCACCUAGGCCUGAUGGGCUACCAGCUCCUGCCGCUGCCCUUCGAGGAACUGGAGUCGCAGAGAGGCCUGCCCCAGCUCAAGAGCUACCUGAGGCAGAAGCUCCAGGCCUUGGGCCUCCGCUGGGGGCCUGAAGGGGGGUGAGGGGGUGUACUUGGGGUUCAGUUUGGCCCCCCUAUGGGGGGUGGACAAUUUGCACUUUGAAUUCCUUUGUUUUGGUUUUUCAUUAAAGUCUCUU